Messenger RNA from Coccidioides immitis RS, 1288 nucleotides. RefSeq names its product GPI transamidase component PIG-U. The transcript is spliced from 5 exons. NCBI's taxonomy places the organism in Eukaryota, Fungi, Ascomycota, Eurotiomycetes, Onygenales, Onygenaceae. Gene Ontology annotation, cellular component: membrane; GPI-anchor transamidase complex. Bases 17 to 1288 code for a protein of 423 amino acids. The record is from RefSeq and is a predicted model, not a curated record. Gene Ontology annotation, biological process: attachment of GPI anchor to protein; protein localization to cell surface.
CUUGAAGAACUGAACAAUGCCGGUCGACAGGAGAAAGGUUUGGGUAUUUGGGAGUGCUUUUCUUCUGCGACUCCUCCUCAUUGUCUUUUUCCCCGGCCUCCCCGAUCUUCUUACAGGUCGGGUUGAAGUUUCAACUCCAGUGAGCAGCUUCAAGAGGUUACAAGAAGGCCUUUUUCUAUAUAAACGCAAUGUCUCCCCUUAUGACGGCGGUGUUUUUCACCAGGCACCCAUCCUCCUCCCAAUCUUUUCGCUGCUGCCUGAGCCUCGCGAUUACCAGCUUGUGACUGGACUCGUGUAUAUUGUUCUCGAUCUUCUGAACGCCAAUGCUUUAGGACGUAUUGCCAAUUCAGACGAAGCUGUUGCUCCGAGGUUGUACACCUCUCCAAGGAAGCAUAUAAGAUGGGAUGGGACGGCAAUUGCUGCUGGAUAUCUGUUUAAUCCAUUCACGAUCGCGUCCUGCCUCGGUCGCUCCACGAACGCGUUUACUAACUCCGCGAUUAUUUCUUCUAUCUCUAACGCCAUCGCCGGCAAUAGCUUCAACUCGAUGCUGGCUUUGGGAUUGGCUUCCUACAUGUCACUCUACCCGGCACUCCUCUUCCCACCAAUGGCCCUACUUUGCUACGAUCGAUACGUCAGGAAUGGAAAGGCCACUAAAGGGGCUAUUUCAUAUUCGUUAGAACGACUCUCAAUCCUUGGCGGAAGUAUCGGAGUCCUCUUAUACAUUUCGUAUCUUAUCGUCGGCCAGUCGUGGGAGUUUAUAUCUGCAACAUACGGCGUGCAACUUCUGGUUCCAGAUCUCACCCCUAAUGCUGGGCUCUGGUGGUAUUUCCUUAUCGAAAUCUUCGACCCUUUCAGGGAAUUUUUCUUAGGAGUGUUCUGGUUGCAUUUGUCUGCAUACGUCGGUGGUUUGACUGUUCGCAUCCGGCGCCAACCAUUAUUUGUUAUCACUACUCUUUUCGGAAUUUUCGCUAUCUUUAAACCCUAUCCCAGCAUCUCGGACGUUUCGAUCUAUUUUGCGUUCCUGCCGCUCUACCGACACAUAUUUCCUCUUAUGCGAUAUACGUUUUUCGCGGUUUCCGCCCUGUUGUAUGCAAGCCUCUUGGGUCCAAUAUUUCACCAUCUUUGGAUCUACGCGGGGUCGGGGAACGCAAAUUUUUUCUAUGCGAUAACACUUGUAUGGAGCCUGGGGCUUUCGAUCGUCGUGGCCGAUUCCCUCUUCGCGGUAUUGAGAGAUGAAUGGGAGCAAGAGAGGCCCGAGAUGAGAGGAAAGGACGCGAGGCAGAUUUAG